Molecule: messenger RNA, 1740 nt
Organism: Hirsutella rhossiliensis
Lineage: Eukaryota; Fungi; Ascomycota; Sordariomycetes; Hypocreales; Ophiocordycipitaceae
Product: platelet-activating factor acetylhydrolase, isoform II domain-containing protein
Exons: 1
Coding region: 1-1740 (579 amino acids)
Molecular function (GO): 1-alkyl-2-acetylglycerophosphocholine esterase activity
Source: RefSeq, a predicted model, not a curated record
AUGUCGCCAGACUCGGACCUCGAACUCGACUCCCUCGACGCCCACUCCGACUCAUCCCUCGACGGCGACGACGCCUAUGCCCCCGACUCGCCCCUCGCCACGGCCACCUCCCGUCCACAGGCAAGGCCGAGAUGGCUCCAGCCGCGCCGCACCCUCCCGCACCGCGUUGCCUCCGCCCUGAGGGCCCUAUGCCUCGCCCCGCGGCCCCAUCACCAUCAUCGCCGCCGCCGCCGCUACUUCUCCCGACGCCGUCUCCUCCUCCUCCCCCCGGUCAUCUUCUUUCUAUACGCCCUCGUCCGCCUCUUGCGCGGCCAGCCCCUGCUCGCCACCCGGCUCCCAGCCUCGUACUCAGGCCCCCACCGCGUCGGCGCCAUCGACGUCGAAGUCCCCGCGUCGUCGGCGCCGCGCACCGUCACCGACGCAGGCGCAGACGUGCGCUUCCGCCUCGACCCGGCCCGUCGCGCCUUUGAGCUCGAGACGGUCCUCGUGACGCUCUACUACCCCGUCGCCGCCGCGUCGACGAAGCGCUCCUCCCGGCGGCGGCGGCAGCAUUUCUGGCUCGACCGCCCCAUCGGCCUCACCGCCGCCGGCUACGCGCGGCUCGCACAUUUCGACUAUGCGCCCUUUCGCGCCCUCUUGACCGUCGUGCUGUGGGCCGUCGCCGGCUCCCUGCGCAUCCCCGCCGACGUCGACGGCCCCCUGCUGCAGCUGCCUGAUGAGAGUGGUGGUAAUGGGACCGACAGGCUCCCCGUCGUCGUCUUCUCGCAUGGCAUGGCCAGCUCGCGCACAGACUACACGCACUACCUCGCCCAGCUCGCAAGCAGGGGCUACGUCGUCGCCGCCCUCGAGCACCGCGACGGCAGCUGUCCAGGCAGCCUCAUCAAACCCGGCGGCCAAAAGCCCGACCGCCGCCUCGUCCACUUUAGCGUCGCCGACGUCGUCACCGCCAACCCGUCCGCCUCGGCCGACGACGAGCUCGCCGCCUUCAAGAAACACCAGCUCGCCUUCCGCACCGCCGAAAUCGCAGAGGCCGUCGCCCUUCUGCGCAGGCUCGACGACGGCCACGGCGCGCGCAUCCACGCCGCCAACUCGCGCGCAGAGGGCUCGUCGCUGCCCCUGUGGAAGGCCCGGCUGGACCUCGGCCACCUCGUCAUCGCCGGCCACUCGUACGGCGCAACCGGCGCCUUGCAGGCCCUGGGCCGACACGACGCAAACCUCGCCCCGAGCGGCGGCAUAGUCCUCGACCCGGGCAAGUCGAGCGGCCCGCUCAACAACAACGUCUCGGCACCCCUGCUCAUCAUCCACUCCGACGCCUGGUCCCGCGCCCACAGCCUCUUCCACGGCCGCCCGCACUUUGCCACGGUCCGCGACCUGGCCCGCGCCGUCCUCGCCCGCACCCGCGACGUACUUCCCGGCGGCCGGGGCGCUGCCUGGUUCCUCACCAGCCUCGGCGUCGCGCACCCCAGCGUCUCCGACGCCCCGCUGAUCGAGCCCCUGCUCCUCCGCUGGGCUACCCGCACCACCCUCGACGCCCGUGACGCCCUGCGCCAGUACGUCGAUGUGUCCGCCGCCUUCCUCGAUGCCCUUGGCUCCCGCGCCGCUGCCACCGGCUUGCUGGCUGAGAAGCCGACGCACGACGAGUACGGUGUGUGGGUCAGCCCGGAGCGCAAAGACUCGUUUCCCAAAGACUGGGCCGGGCUCUGGGAGAUUCACGUCAGCCCGGCAGAUGACAAGCAUUGA